Messenger RNA from Pieris napi, 1386 nucleotides. It is a transcript of the gene GXIVsPLA2, whose product is annotated as group XIIA secretory phospholipase A2. Gene Ontology annotation, molecular function: A2-type glycerophospholipase activity; calcium ion binding. Gene Ontology annotation, biological process: phospholipid metabolic process; lipid catabolic process; arachidonate secretion. The record is from RefSeq and is a predicted model, not a curated record. NCBI's taxonomy places the organism in Eukaryota, Metazoa, Arthropoda, Insecta, Lepidoptera, Pieridae. The transcript is spliced from 3 exons. Bases 294 to 917 code for a protein of 207 amino acids. Gene Ontology annotation, cellular component: extracellular region.
CAUAUUUUGAUAUUUGUUGUCUGUUAAACUUGUCAUAUGUCUAGUUCAGAAAGUAAACAUUAUUAAAAUAAAAAAUAAUGAGGAAUGAGAAUAAUGUUUAAUUUGUGUUGUAUUAAGUAAUGAGAUAUUUUAAGGUUUUCUUAUUCAUAACUGUUUCUGGAUAUUUUACAUGACAUUUAGGAAAAACCAAUUGUUUCAUAACACGUCAGUUUGUAUUUCUGGUACUUAUGUAUAGGGUUUACUGAGGGAUGAGCCUAAUCAGUACCUAGAGACGAAAAUAGACAAUUUGCGUAAUGGAUAUCCCUUACAGAAAGAUUUUAAUUUACAUGUUAACGUUUGCUGCAUAUGCUUAUACUGGUAUAGGAUCUACUAUGCUUAGAAAUCUUAAAGAUGCAGUUCUAUCAGCAGAGUCAGUUUUCGGUGAUGUGUUUAAAAAUGUCAUUACUGUAGCAGAAAAAUUCAAGUCACUGCACGAUAUUUUUGAUGCUGCUGUAGAAGAAGACUGUAUAUUUUUAUGUCCAGGGGGCCACAAGCCUGUUCGCAAUAAAAAUCAUUCUCCAAAAUCUGAUGGCUGUGGCUCAUUGGGGUUUGAGAUAUCUUCUGAGUAUUUGCCACUUGAACAAAUGACAAAAUGUUGUGAUGUACAUGAUAUUUGUUACGAUACAUGUAAUAGUGGAAAAGAGAUCUGUGAUUUGGAGUUUAAGAGAUGUCUUUACAGUUACUGUGAUACAUAUAAAAGUAUUAAUGUUGCUGCCGAUGCAAUUACAAAAGGAUGCAAGGGUGCUGCAAAGUUAUUGUUUACUGGAACACUGACAUUAGGCUGCAAAUCAUAUUUAGAUGCUCAAAACAAGGCCUGCUAUUGUCCUCCAACAAAAAACAGAAAUAAAAAAUAUGCAACAGGAAAUGGGGACUUAUGAUAUUUUUUUAUCAGAGAAGUGUUUUCUUAGCCACAGAAGUACACAGUAGUCUAGAUUAUGAUUAUAAAACUAAGUAACAUCUAUUUCAUUAUAAGAAGUUUUUCUAAUGUGGAGGAAAUGGGUAUAUAAACAAAAUAGUAGUAUUUUUAAAUUUAUUUGUAAGGUUAGGUUUAAUUUUAAUUUUUGAUAUUUUAAUGGCUGUGAUAUUGCUGCUUAAUAAAAGAAAUAAUUUAAGCAGUAAGUUUAUACAGCACAUGCUACAAUUUGUUUUGUUAUCAUUGUUUACUAGUCAUUAUAGUAUUUUAUUUACCUGCCAUGCCAUCAAUUGCACAUUGUAUUCGGAAAAAUAAUCUCAUAUUUUAUUGUUGAAACUAUGCACAUGAAGGCAGCUAAAAUAAGUUUGGUGCUCAUUUACUGCAUAUAAGGAAAGAGAUAGAUACACCUUUUGAAAAUAAAAUAAUAACUUUUA